Messenger RNA from Xenopus laevis (African clawed frog), 1737 nucleotides. RefSeq names its product unconventional SNARE in the ER 1 homolog L homeolog (gene use1.L). Lineage: Eukaryota; Metazoa; Chordata; Amphibia; Anura; Pipidae. Gene Ontology annotation, molecular function: SNAP receptor activity. Bases 183 to 827 code for a protein of 214 amino acids. The record is from RefSeq and is a predicted model, not a curated record. The transcript is spliced from 9 exons. Gene Ontology annotation, cellular component: SNARE complex; endoplasmic reticulum membrane; endoplasmic reticulum. Gene Ontology annotation, biological process: membrane fusion; retrograde vesicle-mediated transport, Golgi to endoplasmic reticulum.
GGAAUGGAGGCUGGAGAAGUUUGUCUGUGCCUUGGAAGAAAUGCUUGAUUCAAUAAAGAAAGACAACAGGGCAAUGAUAGAUUUGUAGCCUGCUGCAUAUCUCCAUUCCACCUGCGACAAAGUGCCCAAAAUACCCUUUGAUUCCAAAGAAUGGCGAUUGUCAAUUGUCUUACCCGAGGCUUAUGACAGAAUCCCUUAUAAAGCCUGCUCCAGAAUUUAUGGUGGAAUAUUCUAGAAAAGUGGACUUCUUAAAAGGAUUGUUAGAAGCUGAAAAACUGCCCUCUCCAAGUGAGAAAGCUCUGGCCAAUCAGUUUCUUGCUCCAGGCCGCACGCCCACUAUAAGCAAGGAACGAACUCCAGUCACUAAGACAGUGCAUCUUCAAACCCAAGCACGCUAUACAGGGGAGAUGAGGAAUGAGUUGCUGUCAAAGGGCACUCUAGCCUCUAAUGAUUCCGGCGAUGUUUAUCUAAGAAAAAGGAAAGGCUCUGUUUCAGAUGACAAGCAAUCUGCGGCUGAGCUUGAUGCAGUGCUGCAACAUCACCAUAAUCUACAAGAGAAACUGGCUGAGGAAAUGCUACGCCUGACCCAAAACCUGAAGAACAACACUCUGGCAGCACAGAAUGUUAUUAAACAGGAUAACCAGACAUUAUCUCAGUCUCUCAAGUUGGCUGACCAGAAUUUUGAAAAGCUAAAGACAGAAUCAGACCGCCUGGAGCAGCAUGCUAAGAAGUCUGUCAACUGGAUUCUUUGGAUUAUGCUCAUCUUUGUCUGCUUCACUUUUAUUAGCAUGAUUCUUUUUAUCAGAAUAUUUCCCAGGUUGAGGUGACUGUUAAAGCUGAACAUUCAUAGUACUUUGCUUAGUACUGACAAAAGCAAGGACUGUCAGAAUAAUGUCCAAAAGGAAAUUGCAUUGCAUUUAUCACUGCAGAUUUUCUUUGGAAUAGUACCAGUAAGCAGAACACUGUGGUUUCUUAGGGAUCUCUUUUCACAGUGGAAAGUGGAAUUGCAGAGAGAGGGUCACGCCAGCCUGAUUGUCAUCUAAAAACUGGACAUCUGCAUUCAGGUGUGUCAUACAGCAAUUCUCAUUGUCAUUAAUGGCAAGUAAUCAGCACUAUAUCCCUGCAUAUUUUUGCUGGCAUAUUAAUAGGAAAAUAAAAAAACAUGACGUUGCCUUAAAAGUCUGGAGACUUGUCCUUAGCUGAUUGUGUUUACAAACAUUCCAUUUCGGCCUUCUUGCAUGUAUGCCAAAAGCAAUACAACAUUAUCAAUACGAUAUCAGAUCCAAGAAUCAGAUUUUCUUUUAUGGGCUACAUGCAUUUGAUAGAAACCUAUUUAUUUAAUAAAAUACUGUUUAAUAUUUAUUUUGAACAAAGGUAUGUAUAACAAAGAUUACAGCCUCCUUAGAAAAUACGUUGGCAGCUAUAAAUUAGUUCUUUGGGCAGCAGCACCCAGUCAUUUUCAUAGUGCCAGGCGAAGGUGAAGAGAAAGACCUACAGGCCCCCAGGGUGUGAAUAUUGAAACCCCAUGUUUUAUUUAUCUUCCUAAUAUGCCUGCUACAAUGUUUAGGUAGGUAUCACAAGCAGCAUGUACAUGCCAUUGACAAGAUUUAGCACCUUUAUGUACAGCCACUUGCCUGUGUAAAGAUGUGUACAUUUGAAAAUCCUUCCAUGAGGCUAUAAAAUGCAAUUGAAACAGAAAGUAAACAAUAUUAAUAAUAAAUAAAGCAAAAGUACAGA